GCCCCUGCUGACCCCACCCCAAUUUGCCCCCAGGUAGCCAGGAGCCCCCAGGCCGGCCCUGGUGGGGGCGGGGCCGCUCAGGUGUGCAGCCCCCAGGUGUGGCGGGGAUGGACCCGGCCACGGCGUCCCCGCGGUGUCACCGGAGCGCGGAGGAGGAGGAGGAGGGGGAUGUGACAUCACCCCUGUGUCACCCUGCCGGGAGCCAGCACGAGGAGGUGGCAGCAGCGGUGACAGCCACAACGUCCCUGCGGUGCCACCCCGGUGACAACGAGGAGGAGGAGGAGGAGGAGGAGGUGACAGCUGUGACAUCCCAAGGUGGGCCGUGUGGCAGGGACGAGGAUGUGGUGGCAGCAGGGACAGCAGGAACAGCCACAACGUCCCCAGGGUGCCAACCCGGCGAGGAGGAGGUGACAGCAGCGGUGACAUCCCCAGAAUGUCACCCUGAGGAGGAGGAGGUGACAGCAGCAGUGACAUCCCCGGUGUCUCACCCCGGUGAGGAAGAGGAGGAGGUGACAGCAGCGGUGACAUCCCCGGUGUGUCACCCCGCUGAGGAAGAGGAGGAGGUGACAGCAGCAGUGACAUCCCCAGUGUCUCACCCCGGUGAGGAAGAGGAGGAGGUGACAGCAGCGGUGACGGCGGCGGUGGCCACCUCCGUGCCGGGCGGGCGGCGCGGCGCGGACGAGGACGUGGCGGCGGCGGGCUGGCGGGCGCGGCGCAAACACGUCUUCGUGCUGAGCGAGGCCGGCAAACCGAUCUACUCCCGGCACGGCAACGAGGAGGCGCUGGCGGCCACCAUGGGCGUGAUGAUGGCCCUGGUGUCCUUCAUCCAGAGCGGCGGCAACGCCAUCCGCGCCAUCUGCUCGGGUACGGGGCCGGAGGGGCUGCGGGUGGGGCUGGGACCCCUCCCCAGGGGUGGGACCCCUCCCCAGGUUUACACAGCCACACCUCCAGGUGUAGCACGGCACAGGUACAGCCGUGCCUGCUCCCCCUCCCUGCCCCAAAACCGCCUGGCGCGGGUGAAUUCACCGGGUCGGCCUGCCCGGGUACAAACAGCGCCACGAAAGUGGUGUUGUCCCCCAAGCCGUUCCUUGGGGAGGGGUCCUGAUGCACCCCCAAAGAACAGCCGCCUCGCUACAGUCCGGCUGUGCGCCAGCGACCUGCACCUGCUGCUCAACCUGCUGGGCGGAGGGGUGGGCGCGGGAGAGGUGUGGACGCCGGUGUGUUUGCCCCGGUUUAACCCCGAUGGGUAUUUCUACGCCUACGCGGCGCGGUUGGGCGAGGAGGAGGAGGAGGAAGGGGAGGAAGGGGUGACGCUGAUCCUGCUGUCCACGGAGAGGGAAGGUUUCUACGCGGCGGCGGCGUGCAGGAGGCAGCUGGAGGAGACGCUGAGGGCUCAGGGCUGGCUGGCGGAGCUGGCGGCGGCCGUGAGAGGGGGAGCGGGGUAUGGCCCGGCCCGGCCCGGAGCCCCCGAGCUCCGGCAUUUCCUCUACAAACCCUUGGAGGGGCCCGAGGAGAUGCAGCAGCUGCCGCAGUUCACCAGCCCCGAGCUGGAGGAGCCCUACAGCAGCGAGGAGGAGCAGCAGCGGCUCUUCGACCUGUACCAUUACCUGCACGGCCGCGUGCACAGCCCGCAGCGGCCCCUGCGCCUGCUCUACCACGUGGCCGAGAAGGAAACGCUCCUGGCCUGGGUGAGGAGGGGGCAAGGAGCCCUCACAGGGGCCCGGGGGCAGCAGAGAGGGGUUGGGAUGUGGCCGGGAGGUUCUGGGGUUGGUGGGUGUCGCUGGCUGGUGGCACCGUCGUUAGAGCCCGCAGUUAAUUAACGGGAUCACACAAUUAAUG
Messenger RNA from Parus major (Great Tit), 1839 nucleotides. Its product is annotated as vacuolar fusion protein MON1 homolog B-like. Gene Ontology annotation, biological process: protein targeting to vacuole; vesicle-mediated transport. NCBI's taxonomy places the organism in Eukaryota, Metazoa, Chordata, Aves, Passeriformes, Paridae. The transcript has 3 exons. The coding region runs from base 108 to 1820 and encodes 570 amino acids. The record is from RefSeq and is a predicted model, not a curated record.